This is a messenger RNA of Drosophila takahashii, 907 nucleotides long. The record is from RefSeq and is a predicted model, not a curated record. NCBI's taxonomy places the organism in Eukaryota, Metazoa, Arthropoda, Insecta, Diptera, Drosophilidae.
AUCAAUGACGCCAUUCCGAGACUCCAAAGUAGGCGAUGAUUUAUGUUUGGCUAAAGGGUGGCGUAUCCAGGAUUCCCGGGCCUAAUUGAGUUGCCCUUGAUGGAUCAGUCAUUUCUAGAGAGCCCAGCACUAUAACGAUUUAGAAAUUCUACGUUGCCCCUUUUGCCAUAACAUUUUGUUUAAAAUCGUUUGUAAUUUUGAUAACGGAGAAUAUGGAGAUAACUGUACCGCCGGAGGACUCGCACUGGUCCUUGAGGUUCGUGGACAUUUGGAAGCCCUUCCCGAAGGAGAAGUUGGCCAAUGCCACUUACAAGGUAAUCCGCUUCUUCUAUCCCCCCUUUGCCGUGGAAGCCGUUGAUGUCACCCACGUGGUCAGCGAUCCCGAGCUGAACGGUUUUAACGUGGCCCUGCUUCUGGGCUUUCCUUUGUUCCUGGCCUGCAUUGGUUAUGGUGUCUAUACAUUUAUGCUGAAGAAUCACUUGGUUCGAGAGCCGCCAGCGCAAUUGGACGAGCUUGAAGACCGCAUGAGGGCCAAGUACGGGCCGGAAUACAAGCAGGGGAUCUGGAAGCGAAGUGACAUUCUCGAUCCCCUCCUGGAAUCGAGGAACCCAUCCGAACCGGCUGUUCAGAGCCAGCACGACCGGGAAAGCGAGUCCACUAACGUCUUUGUAGAGGCCCACUGGCUACCAGAAUCCAUCGAAAACUUUAUCGAAAGCUCAAAGGAGAGUAGCAAGGCGAGUGUCACUUUCAGCGAGAAGGUCAAGUGCCGUCUAUACGAGGGCAGCAGUCAGAUGGAUUUCCACUCGGAUCUCGUUGGGCAAAUCAAGAAUACGGUCAAAGAACGUUCCGGCUUGAAGCGCAGAGGCGAGAAGACUUUGCCAUAACUUCUUUAUUUUUUCAAUCUUUC